This is a messenger RNA of Camelina sativa (false flax), 3221 nucleotides long. The record is from RefSeq and is a predicted model, not a curated record. Lineage: Eukaryota; Viridiplantae; Streptophyta; Magnoliopsida; Brassicales; Brassicaceae.
CGUCUGAUUUCCCAAAAGCUACGUUCUGGUGGAUCCAGGCUGUCAGAAAACUCAUGAGUCUUGUCUGAAGAAGAGCAUCAACAAGAGUUUUAGAGAGAGCUCUUCCUGAAAAACCUGGGACCAGUCUCUCUUAUCAACACCAUGGAGACUCGUAACCCUAGUAACUGGUCGAAUCUCCCCCUCGAUAUCAUCAUAUCUCUGUUUGAACGUUUGAGCUUUGUGGAUUUCCAUCGAGCUAAGAUGGUUUGUUCCUACUGGUAUUCUGUUUCGAAACAAACAGUUCCCCGGAAAAGCGGAUCUCCAUGGCUAAUGCUUUUUCCUGAAGACGGUACUGAUUGCGUGCUGUACAACCCAUACGAAAAAGUUAUGGUUUACAGGAGAGCAGCUGGGAGAAAAUGUACUUCAGGGAGUCGAUUCCUGGCAAGCUGCGGUAAAUGGUUCCUGAUGCUAGAUUCUCGAUCCAGAUUAUAUAUUAUAGAUGUGUUUAGUACUGGGAAUAGGAUUGAUCUUCCUCCAUUAGAGUCGCUCCUAUCAAACGACUCUGCUCUGAGCGUAUGGAAGAUAGAGAUAGGGAGUUUGAAUGGGAAUUAACUAGUGGCUCUGUUUACUCAUUAUACGCUGAUGAGAUUAGGGGACGUCUGUGGGUAGACGAGAAGACGCAAGAGUUGGCUUUAGUGUGGUUCUUUGACGCCCCUGUUUGUUUUUUAGGGUUUUACAAGAAAGGGAAUGCUCAUUACGAUCUCAUUCGGAUUACAUAUGGUAUCCCCAGGAUGUUAACUGGCCUAGUACGUCUGGUUCUUCGGGGUUACCGUCUAUACAUUUUAACGACGCGUAGUUUCAUUCGAGUCAUAGAUUUUUCUAGGCAGCAAGGUUUCGAAGAACUCACGAGGAGUGACACUUACCCAUCCCCAACGUUUGCUCCUCUUGGAUAUGAUUGUUAUUUUAGCAUCGCUGUUACUACAGCAGGAGAGGUUUUGUUGGUCACAACGAGCACAACCUCUGAAAGUAGCGAACGGGCCUUCCGCAUCUACAAGAUGGAUCCUAAUGCUGACCAGACGACCACAUGCCUGAUCUUCUUGACGUAGAUUCUCUUGGUGAUGAGGCCCUGCUUCUCGACUUGGGUAUCACUGUGCCUGCUAACAAUACCCUUGGUAUCAAACAAAACUCCAUCUAUUUCACUCAUUAUAACCUUAUCCGGUCCAAGAUCAACUGGAAGAAAGUCGCCCAUGUCCUUCCCCCUAAUGAGGUGGACAUCUGUGUCUUCAAUCUUUCAACCAAGACCCUCGAGCCCUUCCCUGCUCCCUCCAGCAUGAGUCUCAAGGAUGCUCGAUGGAUUUUCUCUAUCUGGAAGAACGUUUAAAAAGAGGAAUGCGUUCUCCUUCUCAUCAUAAAGUAAAUGGCGCAAAUACCUGUUGUUUUCGGAGUAUGGAUGACGAGAAAUGGGUCUUGACAUUUUGAUAUGGAUGGACGCAAAGGUGGGAGAAUGUUUUUUUUGUGACACGGUUGUACAUACGCUGAGCUUCUUGAAAUGGCUGUAGAAGAUUAUCUGAUUGACAAAGAAACAGAGAUGGUUCAGUUAUCGUAUCCCUUAACAGAGAUGAUGCUUCAGCAAUUGCCCCAAGAUAACCCUCCUGUCUAUGUCACAAAUGAUAGAUCAGUUUAGAACUUGAUAGAUUUUAGUAGUAGGAAUGUUGUUCGUCUUUGCGUCUCUACGCGAUGCAUGGAUGGACAGCCGGUUAAAGAAUGUGUUAAUGAUAUAAACAACUCUCGUUCUUUAGACGAUGGGGAGCCAACGGAUGAAUUUGGUGACAAUGUAGAUCCAGGUGCGGAUGAAUGUGUAGAAGAAUGUCAAGAAGCACUCCAUGAUACUACAUAUGAGAAGCCGAAAGAUGUUGAUGACAUGGAUUUCGAUUACAGUGAGGACGGAAAAUUUGAAGAUGAAGAUGACGAUGAAGAUGGAGAUCACUUGGAUGUAGAUGCUGAAGAAGGGAAACCGUUUGUUGGUGGUAUUCAUGGACAGUUAAAUAAUCCUUGGAUAGACCAACUGAAAGUAGGUCAAUGCUUUCCAUGCAAACAUGAUGUCAUAAUAGAGGUGCGUUUGACCGCUAUUAUGUUAAAAUUCUCUUUCAAAAUUAAGAAGUCCACAAAGUCUCGGUUGGUGGCAAUAUGCUCUGUGCCAGGAUGCACGUGGAGGGUCGUGGCCACUAUGAAGAAUGAUCCAACCACUUUUUGGGUCACCAAAUAUCUGAACGUGCAUACAUGUUCUAUUGUGAACCGCGUAGCUCACCGUAGGCGUUGCACCUCCAAAUAUAUUGGGAUGCUUUUUGUAGACCGGGUAGGAAUAGUAGAUAGUGUUGUCCCACAACAUAUCAAAUAUUCAAUGAGGACAAUGUUCGGCAUGACAUUGGAUUACACAAAUUCGUACAGGGCUUUACAAUAUGCGUCGGAAUAUGUGAGAGGAAACGCCGAAUCUGGAUAUGCGAAGUUGCCUUAUUGUCUUAGAAAAAUAGAGCAGUCAAACCCGGGAAGUGUUGUUGACCUUGUUGUUGAUGACGAGCAUAGGUUUAAGUACCUUUUCCUAUCUUUUGAUGUUUCAAUCCAUGGUUUCAAUUACGUGAGGCGAGUUAUUGUGGUUGAUGGGACCCAUCUCACCGGAAAGUAUGAAGGUGUAUUGCUAGUCGCUUGCGCACAUGAUGGUAACUUUCAGAUAUUUCCGUUGGCUUUUGGAAUUGUCGACUCGGAGUGUGAUGGUUCAUGGGAUUGGUUUUUCACCAAAUUAAGUGAGUGUAUCUUGGAUGAAUAUCCACUGGUAGUAGUUUCAGACAGGUGCAGUUCAAUAGCUAAAGCAUGUCGCAAUGUUAUGCCAUGAGCAACAAGAGGGAUAUGUUACUACCAUCUCCAACAAAACAUAAUUUCUAAUUUCCAUGGGAAGCAACUGAUGUACUUGGCCAAAGGGGCAGCAUAUGCGCAUACGCAUGAUGAUUACAACCGCUACAUGGCUUUCCUUACUAACGUAAAUCCGGCCCUUGCAGCGUACUUGAAUGAGGCAUAUCCAGCUUUAUGGUCUCGGGUUUACUGUCCAGGAGAUAGAUACAACAUCAAGACUAGCAACAUUGCGGAAUCUAUCAACUCCAUGCUAAAGAAAGCCAAAGGUUAUCCCAUCACAUAUCUCAUUGAGUUUAUUACGAAAAAGUUAGGUAGGUGGUAUUGGAAAAGACGAG